AGUCAUCCACCUGGCCAGGCAGGUACACAGUCAGCCUGCCAGCCGAGAUGUGACGUUGUUGUUGUUCACCCACACGGUUUUUGAGAACAUUUCCUCGGUCGCUGCAGCAAACAGAAACGUUUUCACCCACGACCCUUUCGUCGACGUUUACGAACCUUCAGCUAUGGACAAACUGAAAUCGGUCCUCAGCGGCGAAGAGGCGCGCAGAGACGACCGCACCAUUUUAGAGACUGUGAACGAAGCGUCCACGUUGGGCUGGGGCACGCGCGUGAAGGGAUUCGUCGCCUGUUUCGUGGUGGGGGGCGUGUGCACAUUGUUGGGAGUUUGUUUCCUCUUCCUCCCCAGGAUCGGGCUCACGCUCUUCAUCAUCUUUUACACGUUUGGAAACCUAUGUGCUCUGGGCAGCACCAUGUUUCUGAUGGGGCCCUUGAAGCAGCUGAAGAGGAUGUGUGACAAAACAAGAGCGCUGGCCACCGCCAUUAUGAUUACUUGCCUGGUGUUGACUCUCUGCGCAGCCUUCUGGUGGAAGAACUUUGGACUUGCGUUGUUAUUUUGCAUCUUACAGGUCUUGUCAUUUACCUGGUACAGUCUGUCGUACAUCCUGUUUGUGAGGGACGCAAUACUGAGGAUGCUGUCCAUGUGCUGCAAAUGAGCAGCAUCGAGCCUCUUUAUGCUGAAGGUCGUGGCUGGAUGAAGUGAAAGGGGGCAGGUCUCUUAUUGAUGUUACUGAAACAGUCUUCCUGUUGUUCUGCUUCAUGGAGUCUGAGACUCCUCUGCUGUGACGAGACAUGAUUUUGUCUCCAAUUAUGUUCCCCAUAUUCUUGUUUUAUUGAAUUGAUGAAGUUUAACUUUGAAUUGAUUAAUCCAGUUUAUACCAAAUUCAACAUGUGAGCAUAUUUUGUAAUAUAUGUAAAUAUUUGUAAUAA
Molecule: messenger RNA, 926 nt
Organism: Scophthalmus maximus (turbot)
Lineage: Eukaryota; Metazoa; Chordata; Actinopteri; Pleuronectiformes; Scophthalmidae
Gene: sft2d2a
Product: SFT2 domain containing 2a
Exons: 8
Coding region: 164-652 (162 amino acids)
Biological process (GO): vesicle-mediated transport
Cellular component (GO): membrane
Source: RefSeq, a predicted model, not a curated record